Molecule: messenger RNA, 1723 nt
Organism: Solea solea (common sole)
Lineage: Eukaryota; Metazoa; Chordata; Actinopteri; Pleuronectiformes; Soleidae
Product: ras-related protein Rab-9A-like
Exons: 3
Coding region: 303-905 (200 amino acids)
Biological process (GO): retrograde transport, endosome to Golgi
Cellular component (GO): lysosome; late endosome; phagocytic vesicle
Molecular function (GO): GTPase activity; GTP binding
Source: RefSeq, a predicted model, not a curated record
GUUUUGAAGACGUUUCCAACAUGGCUGCUCCCUUGUAGACGUUUCCUGGGGACUGUCGUGUUUGUGUGGAAGCUGUAAACCACUCAGGAGCGCAGAACAGUGCAGUGGAUGCAGUGACCACAUGAGAGGAGGCGUGACGCUGCCGGGUCAUAUGAGCGUCAGCAGCGGCUCAGCGGUGCCACAGAGCAGCAGCGGCGGCACUGACCGGGUCGCAGGCAGGGAUGAGGUGACCAGAGGCGGACAGCAAGCACCACAGUGACAGGUGAACUUUCUCUCUCCGGCCGUCUUAAGCUCACUCCACGAUGUCCAAGUCGUCACUCUUGAAAGUCAUCAUCCUGGGCGACGGCGGCGUUGGCAAAUCGUCGCUCAUGAACCGCUACGUCACCAACAAGUUUAACACUCACCUCUUCCACACCAUUGGCGUGGAGUUCCUCAACAAGGAGCUGGAGGUGGACGGCCACCACAUCGUUCUGCAGAUUUGGGACACGGCGGGUCAGGAGCGUUUCCGCAGCCUCCGCACGCCUUUCUACCGUGGCUCCGACUGCUGCCUGCUCACCUUCAGCGUCGACGACGGGCAGAGUUUCCUCAACCUGGCUCACUGGAAGAAGGAGUUCACUUAUUACGCAGACUUAAAGGCCCCGGAUAGCUUCCCCUUUGUGGUCAUUGGCAACAAACUGGACGUUCCUGAACGUCAGGUGUCAGGAGAGGAUGCGAGGAAGUGGUGCCGUGAGAACGGCGGACACCCAUACUUUGAGACGAGCGCCAAGGACGCUACAAAUGUAGCGUUGGCCUUCGAGGAGGCCAUUCGCCGCAUUCUUGUGACGGAUGAUAGAGCUGACGACCUCAUCCACACUAACACGGUGGAUUUAUCAAGAAAGACUCACACUGAUUCCACCUGCUGCUGAGUUGAGGGACUCACCCAGCAGGAGUUCAUAUGAUGUCUUAGUUAUGCCAUUGAUCUGAGGCUACAUCCAUGCUAAUACACUUUAGCUUUAAAAAGGAGUUUCCAAAUUUCUGAAAUGCAGAACUUUUUGAAAGCUUUUUUUCAGGUUUUAAUCUGGACGGACAAAACAUUUGAAAACAUUGAGACAUUAGCUUUGUGAUAUGUUUUUAGCAGUUGCAUCUCCACUGCCUCUGCUCAGAGGUUUAGUUUCCUGUUCCUAGUGUUCUGUGAAACUAAAGCCUCUUUCACACUAAAAUGAACAGGUGUACCUGGAAUAUUCCCGUUGCCAGUGGGAAUUAAUGCUAACAUUGAGUGUACUGAAUCAUUAAAAUCAGUUCAUUAAAAGCAAAGCACUAAGUGUGAUGACACUGAACCACCAAUAAACAAGUAAACCAAUUUAAUGACUUUGGUUUUCAAAACUUAUUUAGAUACCGAAAUGUAUCUGAAUAUCUAGAUUUGAGUAAGAUGCUUAAAAAAAAGAAUUCUCCACACACUACCCUGGUGAUCGAGCAGCUGCUUACUUCACUUAUGCCUUGGGUCGGCUCUGACACCUGGACAACAAAAAUAUGCAUCAGUCACAUGUUCCAUUAAUUUUUCCACACUUGAAAAAUGGCUGGGUUCAAACAGCAUCUUGAUGUAAAUACCUGGAAAUAAAAGCUCAAAUAUUGUCUUAUAAACAUUAACUUUGAUGUCAAACCCAUAUGUUUUCAUUGUAAAGCAAAAAUAAAGGAAAUUGCCUCACUGUUCCAAGACUUUUGGAGGGGACUGUAUUAGUGUGAA